AAAAUAUUUUUUUAAAAAUAAGAAAUAAAUUUGGAGAUAAGGGAAAUGAAUCUGUCCCCUUUUGAAGUUUCCAACUACAUGCAAUAAAUUUUCUACUCUUCCCUUGUGUUGUGUAUACGAAGCAGUUGAUACUGAUAGUGAUUCUCGUGCACCUAGGUGCGUCUCCCUUAUUCAUUAUGAUCACAGAUAUACUCACUGCCAGGGAACCUAUGGGCUCCUCCUUAAUAUGAAAACUGAAAAUCAGUUCCAUCAAGCCAAAUUUUAGGAGGAACCUGCUAGAAUGGGUGAACCCAAAUUAAUGCAUUCGGCACCAACAAAUUAACUGCUGGACUUAUCAAAACUUCCAGCUAUUUCAUGUUUUCAAGUUUUCUAGAAUACUUUGUGGUUUAAAAUUGCAAAAUUAAACCACAGGUUGCUGAUAAUUUCCUUCUUGAUGCCACUAGCAUUCUAGAAUCCUUAAUCUAUUGUUCUCAGGCCCAAUUAUGAGUGACAAAACCUUUCACAUAGUUAUGUACCCAUGGUUUGCCAUGGGCCAUCUAACCUCGUUCCUCCACAUCUCCAACAAACUUGCAGAGAGAGGCCACAGAAUCUCUUUCUUCUUGCCAAACAAAACUCAAGCUAAGCUAGAGUCUUUUAAUCUUCACAAAGACCUCAUUUCUUUCAUCCCAAUCAUUGUUCCACAUGUAGAUGGCCUCCCUCCUGGUGCUGAAACAACCGCAGAUGUUCCUUUCCCUUUGCAUUCUCUCCUAAUGACUGCUAUGGACCUUACAGCACCCUCCAUUGAAGCUUCUCUUUGUGAACUCAAACCCCAUUUUGUAUUCUAUGAUUUCACUCACUGGCUACCAGCAUUGGCACACCGGCUAGGCAUCAAGUCUAUACAUUAUUGUGGCAUUAGCCCGGCGUCUAUAGGGUUUUUGCUAAGCCCAGAAAGAAAACUCAAUGAAAAAUCAUUAACAGCAGCUGAUUAUAAGGAACCUCCACCAUGUUUCCCACCUUCAUCGAUCAAGUUACUUCCAUUUGAAACUCGGCACCUAUCCUUUUCAGCAGUGAAGCAAUUUGGCUCAGACAUAUCAUUCACAGAACGCCAAAUUAUGUCUUUCAACAAUUCUGAUGCGAUUAGUUUCAGAGCUUGCAUGGAGAUGGAAGGGCCUUACUGUGACUAUGUUGAAGAACAAUUUAAAAAACCCGUUAUUCUUACAGGGCCAGUAGUGCCUAAGCCACCAACUAUAGAAUUAGAGGAGAAAUGGACAAAGUGGUUGGAUAGCUUCAAGGCCAGAACUGUGAUAUUCUGUGCAUUUGGAAGUGAAUGCAUUUUAAAGAAAGAUCAGUUUCAAGAACUGAUUUUGGGUUUUGAGCUAACAGGCUUGCCUUUUUUGGCUGCACUAAAACCACCAAUGGAGGCUGAAGUAAUUGAAUCUGCAUUGCCAGAAGGGUUUGUAAAGAGAGUAAAAGGAAGAGGGGUUGUUCAUGGGGAUUGGGUUCAGCAGCAGUUGAUACUGAGCCAUCCUUCUGUAGGUUGCUUUGUGACACAUUGUGGAUCUGGUUCUUUAUCAGAAGCACUGGUGACUGAGUGCCAAUUGGUGCUGUUACCGCACGCUGGGGAUCAAAUUAUCAAUGCAAGGCUGAUGGGUGGAGAUCUAAAAGUGGGAGUUGAAGUUGAGAAAGGUGAGGAAGAUGGGCUAUUUACUAGGGAAGGUGUGUGCAAGGCAGUGAAAGCUGUAAUGGAUGAUGACAGUGAAGUGGGGAAAGAGGUGAGAGCUAACCAUGCUAAAUGGAGAGAGUUCUUGUCCAGCAAAGGGCUUGAAAACUCCUACAUUGAUAACUUUGUUCAAAAGCUGUACACUCUGCUCAAAUGAUUUCAUGGUAUUUAUAUUUUGGAAGUUAGUUAUAUAUAUAUAUAUAUAUAUA
Messenger RNA from Quercus lobata, 1908 nucleotides. Its product is annotated as anthocyanidin 3-O-glucoside 2''-O-glucosyltransferase-like. NCBI's taxonomy places the organism in Eukaryota, Viridiplantae, Streptophyta, Magnoliopsida, Fagales, Fagaceae. Bases 483 to 1856 code for a protein of 457 amino acids. Gene Ontology annotation, molecular function: UDP-glucosyltransferase activity. The transcript is spliced from 4 exons. The record is from RefSeq and is a predicted model, not a curated record.